Messenger RNA from Danio rerio (zebrafish), 1772 nucleotides. RefSeq names its product karyopherin alpha 2 (RAG cohort 1, importin alpha 1) (gene kpna2). The record is from RefSeq and is marked provisional. Gene Ontology annotation, biological process: protein import into nucleus; positive regulation of viral life cycle; entry of viral genome into host nucleus through nuclear pore complex via importin. Lineage: Eukaryota; Metazoa; Chordata; Actinopteri; Cypriniformes; Danionidae. Gene Ontology annotation, molecular function: nuclear import signal receptor activity. Gene Ontology annotation, cellular component: nucleus; host cell; cytoplasm.
UCCUUUGGUUGAAAGUGGCUACGACACACUGUGAUCAAUCAAACUCCAUUAAAAUGUCUGCUGCAAAUGAGAACACCGCUCGACUCACUCAGUUCAAAAACAAAGGAAAAGAUGCCACUGAGCUGAGACGUCGAAGGAUCGAAGUCAACGUCGAGCUUCGUAAAGCAAAGAAAGACGAGCAGAUUUUGAAGAGGAGAAACGUGAGCAGUUUUCCGGAUGAGGCCACCUCUCCUCUCCAAGAGAAAAGCCAGAACUGUCAGGCACAGCACUGGACAGUGGAGGAGAUUGUAAAUGGUGUGAAUAGUAAUAACUUGGAGACUCAAGUCCAGGCCACACAAGCUGCCAGGAAGUUGCUGUCAAGAGAGAGACAUCCACCUAUUGACCGCAUAAUCAGUGCUGGUCUGAUUCCUAAGUUCGUGGGCUUCCUGAGCCUGGUAGACUCUCCUCCUAUACAGUUUGAGGCGGCCUGGGCUCUGACCAACAUUGCAUCUGGAACAUCUGACCAGACCAGCGCCGUGGUCCAGGGAGGGGCAAUCCCAGCAUUCAUCAGCCUCAUCUCGUCACCACAUGCUCAUAUUAGCGAGCAGGCAGUUUGGGCUCUUGGAAACAUCGCUGGUGAUGGUUCUGGGUAUAGGGAUAGAGUCAUUAAGCAUGGUGCAAUCCCCCCCCUCUUGGCUCUGCUGGCUGUUCCUGAUUUGUCUGUGUUUCCUGCUGGUUACCUGAGGAACGUCACAUGGACCUUGUCAAACCUGUGCCGCAAUAAGAACCCUGCACCACCUCUGGAGGCUGUGAAACAGAUACUACCCACACUCAUCUGCCUUCUGCAGCACAGUGACAAAGAAGUGCUUGCGGACACCUGCUGGGCCAUCUCUUACCUGACCGACGGGCCCAAUGAUCGCAUUGAGGUUGUGGUGAACGCCGGUGUGGUUCCUCGACUGGUGCAGCUACUGGCAUCUGGGGAGCUGUCCAUUGUGACCCCCUCACUACGUUCUAUUGGUAACAUUGUCACUGGCACAGAUGAACAAACGCAGGCUGUGCUGGAGGCUGGUGCUCUUCCCAUGUUCCCAGCUCUGUUGCGCCACCAAAAGAGCAACAUUCAGAAGGAGGCGUCCUGGACUCUCUCCAACAUCACGGCUGGCAGAGACUAUCAGAUUCAGGAGGUCAUCAAUGCUGGCAUUGUGCCGUACCUGGUGGAAGUUCUCAGACGAGGUGAUUACAAGACCCAGAAGGAGGCUGUUUGGGCAGUGACCAAUUAUACCAGCGGGGGCACAGUAGAGCAAGUGGUUUACCUAGUUCAAGCCAACGUAUUGGAGCCCUUGUUGAACCUGCUCUCCACUAAGGACAGCAAAACUAUUCUGGUCAUCUUAGAUGCCAUCACAAAUAUCUUUUUGGCUGGAGAGAAGAUUGGUGAGGUUGAAAAGCUGUGUUUGAUGAUUGAGGAGUGUGGUGGCCUGGACAAAAUCGAAGCUUUGCAGUCUCAUGAAAAUGAAAUGGUUUACAAGGCCUCCCUCAACUUAAUUGAAAAAUAUUUCUCUGGAGAGGAGGAAGAGGAUGAAUGUGUCGCACCUGAAGCUACAGAUGAUGGUUAUGCAUUCCAGAUCAACGAAAACCAAAGCACUUUCAACUUCUAAAUGUCUGACCUGUGAAAUACUUUUGUAUGAUUGUUCCGAUCAUUUCUGCACGCCACUUAUCUUGUUCAUGUUUGUCUCUGUUUGGACCUCGUGCUCCAAGUUGUACAUAUGAAUCUGUCAGUUUUAAUUGUUGCAAAUAAA